Messenger RNA from Lachancea meyersii CBS 8951, 1482 nucleotides. NCBI's taxonomy places the organism in Eukaryota, Fungi, Ascomycota, Saccharomycetes, Saccharomycetales, Saccharomycetaceae. The record is from the annotation of a GenBank genome assembly.
AUGCAAUUACGAUUCAAGGCCAGAGGCUACUGGAAAGUGUGGAAACUGACGGGCAUCUGGCUUUUUAUGGCACUGAUAUGGACAUCAGGAACAAAAUUAAGAACGAGAUCUCGUAGGGCAAAUUCGUUCGCCUACUCAAAUAUUGAUACCAGUAAGGACUCUGUUUUCAUUGAAGGGUGUGUGGACUUUCAAUUGUAUCGGCAGCAACCGGAAUAUGCUGCGCAAAACGCGACUUUCGUGAUGCUGACGCGAAACGAAGAACUUAGAGGAGUUUUGGCAACCAUAAGAAGCAUGGAAAGGCACUUUAAUCAAUGGUACCAGUAUCCGUAUGUGCUUCUCAAUAAUGAGCCGUUUGACUCGGAAUUUAUUCGUCAGGUAACGGCAGCUACCAGAGCUAAAGUGCACUUUGGCGUGUUGAGCGAGCUCGAGUGGGACUUCCCGCCCGAAGUUCGCGAAAAACUGGUCUUCAGGGAAAGCAUAGAGGACCAAGGCGAUCGUGGGAUCAUGUAUGGGAAUUUGGAAUCGUAUCACAAAAUGUGUCGAUUUUACGCGGGAGCCUUCUAUAAGCAUUCGUUGGUAGCGCAAUACGAGUGGUACUGGAGAAUCGAACCUGACGUUGAGUUUUUCUGCGACUUGACCUACGAUCCGUUCUACGAGAUGAGCCGCCGCGGGAAAAAAUAUGGGUUCACGGUUUUCAUCGGAGAACUGUACUGGACGGUGCCCAAUCUAUUUCGACACACUCGAAGUUUUAUAAGGAAGAACAAGGUCAAGAUGGGGACCUUGUGGCCUCUGGUAGUGCGAUCUUACAACACAGAUUUCGAUGAUGACGAAGUCCUUAGGAGAUUCAUCAAUUUUGAUAGUGAAGUGGAACCAGAGUUGUCGAAGGAACUAAAAAUCCAGCAGUUACUUGAGAAUGUGAAAAAGGCGAAAUCUCAAGAUGUGGAUCGCGAGGCCCUCGAGCUUUUGAUUGAACGUGCCUCCAGGAAACCCCCCAUUUUGGAAGACAAGUUUGACGGCGAAGAAUUCAAUUUGUGUCAUUUUUGGAGCAAUUUCGAAAUUGCCCGUGUAGACAUCUUCAGUACAGGCUUGUAUUCAGACUACUUCAAGUUUCUGGAGGAGAGUGGUGGGUUUUGGUCCGAAAGAUGGGGAGACGCUCCGGUCCAUACCUUGGGCUUGGGCAUGAUGCUUGACGUUGAAGACGUGCACUAUUUCCGCGAUAUUGGUUAUCAGCAUUCUACUCUGGCGCAUUGUCCGAUAAACAAAGCUGGACGACAGCUUCCAUAUGUGGAGAAUGUGGAGUACCAAGGUCUUUUGCGUGGUGGCAACAUGGUCCAAAAAGUACUCAAGGACCUCAGUAGGGUGCAGGAGCCCGAAAAACAGUACGGAGUUGGAUGUCGGUGCAAAUGUCCCAGGAAGAGAGAUAUUGAAGACACCAGUCAGUGUUUUCGCAACUGGUACGACUUGACUAGUGGAGAUCGGUAG